Vicia villosa (hairy vetch) is the source of this 5577-nucleotide messenger RNA. RefSeq lists its product as uncharacterized. Lineage: Eukaryota; Viridiplantae; Streptophyta; Magnoliopsida; Fabales; Fabaceae. Gene Ontology annotation, molecular function: aspartic-type endopeptidase activity; nucleic acid binding. The record is from RefSeq and is a predicted model, not a curated record. The transcript has a single exon. Gene Ontology annotation, biological process: proteolysis; DNA integration. Bases 1 to 5577 code for a protein of 1858 amino acids.
AUGGCUCCCUCCAAACCACCCAACCCUUCUUCUAAAGAAAUUAUAGAAGAAGCUAUCCAAAUAUCCACCCUCAACCUCAAUAAUGCAAUGCAAGAGACUCAAGAACAAAUGGAUGAGAGAUUUGCUCACAUCUCUUCUGAUUUAUCCAACCUCCAUACAAGGUUAGAUAAUGACAAAUCCGUGGAAGACUCUAGAUAUGAAGCUCUCAUGGCCAUCCUUACCAAAAUCUCUUUACAAAAGGAAAUACAGAAUGCUGCUGCUGCUGCUGCCAGCGCGUCUACUGUUCACGCUACAGGAACAGUUUCUAACGCAGCUACUGUUCACGCUACAGACACAGCUACCGGAUCCGUUACUGUUCACGGAUCAUCUAGCCCAUCAGGUAUAUUCCAUGCUACUUCUUCUAUUCCUAGGGUUUCAGCCCCUUUUCCUCACAUUUCCUCUCCCACAGCCACCCCUAUUAGACAGUCUGCCACUCUUUCUAACACCCACUCCCAACCAACACCCAUGAGAAACAUUCACACUCAUAUUCCCCAUCCCUUUCAGACUUACCCUCCAAUUCCUACCAUUUUAUCUGUUUCCCAACCCUACACCAUUCCUUUUUCCCAACAGCACACUUUUUCCCCUCAUCUUGCCUUUCCCCAAAACCCACCCAUUCCUUCUUAUCCGAAUUUAUCCCACAUUCCACCAUUACCAACUAUCCGAACACCAAAACUUGAACUCCCUAUGUUUGAUGGAUCUGCACCCCUUGAUUGGUUGUUUCAAGCGGAGCAAUUUUUCAAUUUCUACAAUAUGCCACCUGAAAAUCGUUUGUCUUUAAUUUCAUUUUAUAUGAAAGGAGAUGCCUUGUCUUGGUUUAAAUGGAUGCAUCAAAGUCAUUUAUUAACUGAUUGGUUUUCAUUUAUCAAGGCAUUGGAAUUACGCUUUGGUCCUUCUAGUUUUGAUAAUCAUCAAGCUGAGUUAUUUAAAUUAAAACAAGAAGGUUCAGUAGUUGACUAUCAAACUAAGUUUGAAAAAUUAGGCACUCAGGUUGUGGGCUUACCGGCAGAAGCUAUUUUGAAUUGCUUUAUUUCUGGUUUAACAAGUGAUAUUCGCAAUGAAAUGGCCAUUCACAAACCAACCAACAUUUCACAAGCCAUUGGAUUAGCUAAGUUAAUAGAAUCCAAGCUAAAAGACUCCAAACCCAGAUUUUCUAAACCAUUCCCAAAUCCUUACACUAAGCCCAAUCCCUACUCGCCCAGCCCAACUUCAAAACCAACAAAUCCCUCCACAACCCAAGUCCCAAAUCUGUCCAAACCCCAACAAAUCCCAGCACCCUCAAAAUUCCCAAUCAAAAAGCUUUCCCAAGCCCAACUUCAAGAGCGAAGAGCCCAAGGAUUAUGUUUUAAUUGUGACGAAAAAUUCGUUAUUGGACAUAAAUGUUCAACUAGCAGAUUUUUAAUUCUUAUGGCUGAAGAUGACUCGAAUUGCGAACCUAUGGGGGAUGACACAAUUGAAGAACCAGAAAUAGAACAAGAUUUGAAUGACACGUACUUUCAACUCUCCCCCCAAGCCCUAACAGGGCAAUUUUCCCCACAAACACUAAAGUUUAAAGGCAUGAUUGGUGGAAUAUCGGUAAUGAUUCUAGUAGAUACAGGCAGCACACAUAACAUUAUGCAACCCAGAAUCGCUCAGCACUUAAACCUCACAUCUACCCCCAUUACUCAAUUUUCUGUCAUGGUGGGAAAUGGCUCUCACUUACAAUGUGAAGGUAUUUGCAACAAUGUUCCUCUCAUGUUACAAAAUGAAGUUUUCCAUCUUCCUUUUUAUCUCUUGCCAAUCGAAGGUGCGGAUAUUGUUCUUGGAAUGGCAUGGUUACGCACUUUAGGACCCUUACAAGCAGAUUUUUCCAUCCCAUCAAUCUCCUUUAACCACAAAAAAAAUAACAUCACUUUAAAAGGCGACCCUACAGCCCAUCCCACCCAUACUACAUUUCACCAACUUAAACAUCUUAUCCAUACAAAUUCUGUUGCCUCUUUUCACCUUAUGAUUUUCCAAAACCAUGAACCUACACCAAACAGCCUUUCCACUGAUGAUCCCUUGUUUAAACCCCCCCAAACUCUGCAGCCAGAAAUUCAAACAUUACUUUCCAACUACCAAAAUAUUUUUCACCCACAAGAAGGACUUCCCCCAAACCGACCUCAUGAUCAUCACAUUCCUCUUUUACCCAAUACAUCACCCAUCAAUGUCAAACCUUACCGCUACCCACACUCCCAAAAAACCGCUAUGACUACAAUAAUUCAAGACAUGUUAAAAGAAGGGAUCAUUAAACCUAGCCACAGCCCUUUCUCCUCACCAGUUUUGUUAGUUAAAAAGAAAGACGGUACGUGGAGAUUUUGUGUGGACUAUCGUGCUCUAAAUGCAGUCACCAUAAAAGACCGUUUCCCAAUCCCAACCAUUGAUGAACUCUUGGAUGAGCUAGGCAGUGCUAAAUAUUUUACCAAGUUAGAUUUACGCUCAGGCUAUCAUCAGAUCCGCGUUGCAUCGGAAGACACACAUAAGACUGCUUUUCGGACUUUCGACGGACAUUAUGAGUUUCUCGUAAUGCCGUUUGGGUUAACUAAUGCCCCCUCAACAUUCCAAUCAGCGAUGAAUGAUUUACUAAGACCUUACUUACGAAAGUUUGUUUUAGUAUUUUUUGAUGACAUACUAAUCUAUAGUUCCAAUUUCAAUGAUCAUCUAAUUCAUUUGCAGGUUAUUUUUGACCUUUUGGAGUCUCAUGCUUUUGUAGUGAAGUUACCUAAGUGUGUUUUUGCAGUGCAACAGGUACACUACCUAGGUCAUGUUAUUUCAGUUGGAGGUGUUGCUCCUGAUCCGGAAAAAGUGCAGGCCAUGUUAGAUUGGCCUACUCCACGUUCUCACUCGUCUCUCCGCGGUUUUUUAGGCCUCACCGGAUUCUAUCGUCGUUUUGUGAAAAACUACGCCACACUCGCCGCUCCCCUCACCGAUCUAUUAAGUUUCACUAAAUUUGCAUGGAGUACAGAGGCGGCCGCAGCCUUUACAGAAUUAAAACAAAAAAUGACCGACAUGCCGGUGCUAGCUUUGCCAGACUUCUCAAAACAAUUUAUAAUCGAAACUGACGCCUCCGGUGUGGGUAUUGGUGCAGUUCUCUCCCAAGAGAGUCAUCCUAUUGCUUUCUUCAGCAAGAAAAUGUGUCCCCGAAUGCAGGCUUCUUCGGUUUAUGUGCGUGAGAUGUUUGCUGUUACAGAAGCGGUGAAGAAAUGGCGUCAAUAUCUUAUAGGACAAAAAUUUCAUAUCUAUACAGAUCAAAAAAGCUUGCGCAAUCUCCUACUUCAAAGAAUUCAAACUCCAGAACAGCAGAAAUGGGCAGCAAAACUACAAGGAUUUAACUUUGAGAUAUUUUACAAACCUGGCAAAUCUAAUUUGGUCGCUGAUGCUUUGAGUAGAAAGUUUCACACUUCUGAUUGUCUGUUGUUAGCCAUUUCCUCCCCUAUUCCCGAGUUGUUAGCCACACUCCGUCAUUUUUAUGCAAAAGACACAGCAGGUCAAUCAUUAGCUCAAGAGACUACUGGGGAAAGCAACAUUUCUAAUUUCUACAAGUUUCACAAUGGACUACUGUACUUUAAGGAGAAGUUGUUUAUACCUGAUAUUCAAGAUCUUCGUCAUCGGGUGUUACAAGAAUUUCAUUAUACACCAACUGGUGGACAUUCUGGUGUCAAAGCCACGCUUGCUCGACUCUCUGCAUCCUUCUCUUGGCCUGGCAUCUACAAGGCGGUGAAAACAUUAGUCCAACAGUGUACAGUUUGUCAGCAAAACAAAUAUCUUACUCAAAAAAAAAAGGGGCUACUGCAACCUCUUCCAAUACCUGAACAGGUUUGGGAGGAUCUGACCAUGGAUUUUAUUACACACCUCCCUAACUCCUUUGGACAUACUGUCAUUUGGGUCAUCUGUGAUCGAUUAACAAAGUUUGUCCACUUCAUUGCGUUGCCUACAAAGUUCACCGCCAAAGAUCUUGCUGUUCGGUUUUCAGUGGACAUAACACGACUUCAUGGACUCCCAAAGUCCAUAGUGUCCGACCGUGAUUCUCUGUUCUUGAGCAAAUUCUGGAAACAGUUUUUCAAAGCACAAGGUACUACAUUAAAAUAUAGCACAGCCUACCAUCCAGAAACAGACGGCCAAACAGAAGUUGUAAAUCGAUCUCUGGAAACUUACCUUAGAUGCUUCGCGAGUGACCACCCCCGCCAUUGGUACAAAUUUUUGCAUCUUGCAGAGUUCUGGUAUAAUACGUCUUUUCACACUGCCAUUAAUAUGACGCCUUUCAAAGCCCUUUAUGGUCGUGAACCACCUAGCGUUCUUCCAUUCCUACCGGACCCCGACCUGGAUGACUCUUUGGCUACAUCACUCGAAAGCAAGCACAAAAUAUUACUAGAGUUAAAAGAGCACCUAAGGAAGAGUCGUAUUCAGAUGGAGAAACAGGCUAACCGAAAACGUACCGAUUUCACAUUCAAAGAAGGAGAUCUCGUUUUGCUGAAGCUGCAACCUUAUCGCCAACGCACGGUUUCUAACAGAUCCUCGGAAAAAUUAGCAAAGCGUUAUUUUGGUCCUUUCAAGGUCAUCAAACGUGUUGGUUCGGUAGCCUAUGUGUUGGAUCUGCCAUCAUCGUCGCGUAUUCAUCCAGUAGUGCACGUUUCCCUUUUGCGUCCUUAUUUUCAUCCUCACCUGCAAGAUGGUUUACAACAAGCGGAUUCAGAAAACGAAAUCAACAAGGAGGACGAAGGCAAACAUGAAACGACGGCAACUGUACCUGUUAACACCAACCAGCUUCCUUCUUGCGCGCUUCCGGUCACCCCUUCAAUACCUGCAAGUUUCAAAACACAAAUGAGUUUCAACAAAUCUGAGCAAAGAAAACCUGAAGAGAGACAAUCUGUACACACCUAUGGGACUACUGCGCUCAACAUUCCGUCUCACGAUGAAGGCAUUUCGCGAUGCUUUGCUUCAUGCAGACCAGGGGAACUUGAGAAAUUUUGGAAGAGGAAUGAAUACUUGCUGAGAGAGACUUCGGUGGAUCUGAGAAAUGAAAAGGGAACUAAUACACUUGCCUCAGAUAUGUAUUAUGUACCUAGUGAACCUCUUGAGAACUUAAGUGAUAAGAUUUGCCUUUCACGUGACCAAGUUACUGUGCAUCCAGCUGUUUCUCCACUUCCCAACGCAAAGUCUUCUGAACACUCCAACAUGCACAAGGCUCAAGGCGCCACGCGUUCUCAUCCAAACCCAUUAUCUUCUGCCACGAAAUCCCCACCAUUCAUUCAAAACUCUCCUUUCCUUGAAUCCUGCGCUGACCGUUUGAAUGCUGUCCAACAACUCUCUUCUCCUCAAAAAUCUGCCCCACAAAAAAAGACUGGGCCUACUGCCCACCGUGUUUCUUCUUCCGGCCCAAAAUCACGGAACCCAAAUCCUAGUUGUUCUAUGAACCUUGAGGACAAGGUUCUUUGUGACCCCAUGAGUAUUGAUAUGAAGCGGCCCAUUAGGCCCACUAGAGAAAAGAAGCCUUCUAUAUUACUCAAAGACUUUUAUUACUAA